Molecule: messenger RNA, 840 nt
Organism: Protomyces lactucae-debilis
Lineage: Eukaryota; Fungi; Ascomycota; Taphrinomycetes; Taphrinales; Protomycetaceae
Product: coatomer epsilon subunit-domain-containing protein
Exons: 1
Coding region: 1-840 (279 amino acids)
Biological process (GO): endoplasmic reticulum to Golgi vesicle-mediated transport; retrograde vesicle-mediated transport, Golgi to endoplasmic reticulum; intra-Golgi vesicle-mediated transport
Cellular component (GO): COPI vesicle coat
Molecular function (GO): structural molecule activity; protein binding
Source: RefSeq, a predicted model, not a curated record
AUGAGCCAAGAUCCGCUGUACAAUGAGAAGAACCUCUUCUACCGUGGCGACUACAAAGCAGUCAUUGCAGAGCAAGAGAAACCAGGUAUCGCACCACUUGUGUUGCGUGCACAAAUCGAAUUAGACCCGACUGCUGCCCUUCAACAACUCAAAACAAGCAAGGACGCUCACAGUAAAGCGUGUGCUGCAUUGUGUCAUGCCAAGCUAGGACACUCUCAAGAAGCGGAGAAGGGUGUAGAUGGUCUAUUGACAAGCACAGAACCGCACGUCCAAGUCGUGGUUGCGACCGUGUUGGCGCGCCUGGAGCGGUAUGAAGAAGCGCUGGAUGUGUUGGGAUCCUUGGACGAGAAUAUCGAAGCAAGUGCACUACAGAUUCACAUCCACCUCGCCCUCGACCAGCUCUCUCAGGCUGAGGGUGUUUUGAAAAACACACAGCAAUGGUGCAACGACGAGGAACUCGUUCAACUGGCUGAAGCCUGGAUCAUGAUGCGUCAAGGUGGAGAUCGCCUCAAUGCAGCGAGCUAUACAUUCGAGGAACUAGCAGAGAUGAGUCCGAGUGCGGUGCGUAUGCAAGUAGCAAAAGCAGCAGCAGCCUUGGCGAGUGGAGACACGGACGAUGCAUUGGCACAGAUGAAGCGUGCCUUGCAGCGGGAUACAAAACAAGCAGAUGCUCUGGCUAAUCGCGUUGUCUUGGCUGCCAUCCAGGGAGAAGACAGAACGGAGGCGAAAGCGGCACUCAAGGAUGCAGAUGCGAAUCACCCAUUGCUCAAGGAUCUCGAGGAGAAGGAGGCCUUGUUUGGGCAGCUGGCUGGGCAGUACACGUUUGUUGAGGCAGUCUAG